GGUUACUCCUGCUCUCCCAGGGGGCCCAGAGUGGGCCGUGGCCUAGGCCUUUACCAUGGAGUCCAUGUUUGAGGAUGACAUCAGCAUCCUGACCCAGGAGGCCUUAGGGCCCAGUGAGGUGUGGUUGGAUGGCCCCGGAGACCCCUCACUGGGGGGAGACAUGUGCUCUGCCUCCCACUUUGCCCUCAUAACGGCUUAUGGAGACAUCAAGGAACGGCUAGGAGGCCUGGAGAGGGAGAAUGCCACCCUCCGCCGCCGCCUCAAAGUCUACGAGAUCAAGUACCCACUGAUCAACGACUUUGGAGAGGAGCACGGCUUCUCUCUGUAUGAAAUCAAGGAUGGCUCCCUGCUAGAGGUUGAGAAGGUCAGUCUGCAGCAACGGCUCAACCAGUUCCAGCAUGAGUUGCAGAAGAAUAAGGAGCAGGAAGAACAGCUUGGGGAGAUGAUCCAGGCUUACGAGAAACUCUGUGUGGAGAAGAGUGAUCUGGAGACGGAGCUGGGGGAGAUGCGGGCCCUGGUAGAGACCCACCUGCGGCAGAUCUGUGGUUUGGAGCAGCAGCUGCGGCAACAACAAGGCCUCCGGGACACAGCCUUCCCCAGCCUGAGCCCUCCUCCACAGGCCCCAGUUCUGUCCUGUGCUGACCUGGACCUGCACUACCUGGCACUGAGAGGGGGACCUGGCCUGAGUCACGCGGGCUGGCCGGGCCCCUCGCUGAGUGUGAGUGAGCUGGAGCGGCGGCGGCUGGAGGAGGCUCUGGAGGCAGCCCAGGGAGAGGCUCGAGGGGCUCAGCUCCGAGAGGAACAGCUCCAGGCGGAGUGCGAGCGGCUCCAGGGAGAGCUGAAGCAGUUGCAGGAGACCCGGGCCCAGGAUUUGGCCUCUAACCAGUCAGAGCGGGACAUGGCGUGGGUAAAAAGAGUUGGGGAUGACCAGGUGAACUUGGCGCUGGCCUACACGGAGUUGACAGAGGAGCUGGGCCGGCUUCGGGAGUUGAGUUCCCUUCAGGGGAGGAUCUUGAGGACGCUGUUGCAGGAGCAGGCCAGGAGUGGCGGCCAUAGGCACUCGCCGCUGUCCCAGCGCCACUCCCCAGCCCCCCAGUGUCCCUCCCCCUCCCCGCCAUCCCGAGCAGCGCCCCCGUGCCAGUCCCCGGCCCCCCAGCGGCGCUCCCCGGUACCCCCGUGCCCCUCGCCCCAGCAGCGCCGGUCGCCAGCCUCGCCCUCCUGUCCGUCGCCCGUCCCUCAGCGCCGCUCCCCGGUACCGCCGCCGUGCCAGUCCCCCAGCCCGCAGCGCCGCUCGCCGGUACCUCCCGCCUGUCCGGCCCCGCAGCCGCGGCCCCCGCCGCCUCCGGUGCCCGGGGAGAGGACGCUGGCCGAAAGGGCCUACGCCAAGCCGCCCAGUCACCACGUGAAGGCGGGCUUCCAGGGCCGGCGCAGCUACUCGGAGAUGGCGGAGGGCGCGAGCUACGUAGGCGCCUCCGCGCCCUGGCUGCAGGCAGAGGCGGCCACGCUGCCCAAGCCCCGGGCCUACGGCGGCGACCUCUACGGCCCCGGGCGGCCCCUGAGCCCGCGACGCGCCUUCGAGGGCAUCCGGCUGCGCUUCGAGAAGCAGCCGUCGGAGGAGGAGGAGUGGGCCGUGCCCGCCAGCCCACCCAGUCCCGAGGCAGGCACCAUCCGCUGCGCCUCGUUCUGCGCGGGCUUCCCCAUCCCCGAGUCGCCGGCUGCCACCGCCUAUGCCCACGCCGAGCACGCGCAGUCCUGGCCGUCCAUCAACCUGCUGAUGGAGACGGUAGGCUCUGACAUCCGCAGCUGUCCCCUCUGCCAGCUGGGCUUUCCUGUUGGGUACCCAGAUGAUGCCCUCAUCAAACACAUUGACUCCCACCUGGAGAACAGCAAGAUCUAG
Molecule: messenger RNA, 1897 nt
Organism: Orycteropus afer afer
Lineage: Eukaryota; Metazoa; Chordata; Mammalia; Tubulidentata; Orycteropodidae
Gene: TBKBP1
Product: TBK1 binding protein 1
Biological process (GO): canonical NF-kappaB signal transduction
Cellular component (GO): cytoplasm
Source: RefSeq, a predicted model, not a curated record